Molecule: messenger RNA, 553 nt
Organism: Fulmarus glacialis (Northern fulmar)
Lineage: Eukaryota; Metazoa; Chordata; Aves; Procellariiformes; Procellariidae
Gene: DPY30
Product: dpy-30 homolog (C. elegans)
Exons: 4
Coding region: 31-330 (99 amino acids)
Cellular component (GO): Set1C/COMPASS complex
Source: RefSeq, a predicted model, not a curated record
GUACGCCCAGCAAAUUCCGCUUUCCAAGUCAUGGAGGCAGAACAGAUUAUGGAGGGACAGCCGCAGGUUCCAGAAAAUCCCCAUUCUGAAUACGGUCUCACUGAAAACGUAGAGAGGAUAGUAGAAAAUGAGAAAAUAAAUGCAGAGAAAACAUCAAAGCAGAAGGUGGAUCUUCAGUCGUUACCCACGCGUGCCUACUUGGAUCAGACAGUUGUACCUAUCUUGCUACAGGGACUUGCUGUUCUUGCAAAAGAAAGACCGCCAAAUCCCAUUGAAUUUCUAGCAGCGUAUCUUUUAAAAAACAAGUCACAAUUUGAGGACCGAAAUUAACUCCAUAAAACUGAGGACAAUUUGGCUGCUAGACUGAAAUGCUCAUUUGCCGCAAUUUGUUUUCUGCUGUAAAAAUCCUUUGGAACCAUGAUGUUGUUGUUCUUAAUUGAAGAAUUUGCUUUACCUUUUGAGUUAUUUAAUAAACAACACUUUACAUUUAAUUUGUUCACUUGUUUUAAACUACCUAUUAAGAGACUUUCAAAAUAAAGUACUGAAACUUCAC